AUGGUCGACCCCUCGCUUUUGAUCCGGAAUGUCUGGAGCGACAACUUGGAGUGGGAAAUGGAGGCCAUUCGGAACACCGUCGGAAUUUACAACUACAUCUCCAUGGAUACUGAAUUCCCUGGGAUCGUCGCCCGUCCUCUUUAUCCAACAAAAUGUGUUGCAGAUAUCUCCUAUCAGACUCUCAAAUGCAACGUCGACAUUCUCAAUCUUAUCCAGCUUGGGCUCACAUUUACUGACGAAAAUGGGAGAUACCCCACAAACGGGCCAUGCACAUGGCAGUUUCACUUUAAAUUCAAUCUGACGGAAGACAUGUACUCCCAAGAGUCAAUUGAGCUCCUCACAAAGUCUGGCAUCGAUUUUCAGAAGCACGAAAUAAGCGGGAUCAGCAUCGAAGAUUUUGGCGCCCUUUUAACAUCUUCUGGCGUCAUUAUGAGCGACAAUGUGCGCUGGAUCUCCUUCCACUCUGGCUAUGAUUUCGGAUAUUUAUUGAAGAUUCUGAUUUGUACCCCACUGCCUCAUACGGAAGCACAAUUUUUCACGCUUUUGAAAACGUUCUUCCCUAUCAUUUACGAUGUAAAACACUUGAUGAAGAGUUGUAAAAACCUAAAAGGCGGUCUCCAAGAUGUCGCCGACUCCCUGGGCGUCAUGAGAAUAGGGCCGCAGCACCAGGCCGGAAGUGACUCUUUAUUAACAGCGACUACCUUUUUCCAAAUGAGAAGGAUCUUUUUUGACGACAAAAUAGACGAUGCCAAGUAUGCUGGCCAGCUCUUUGGUCUGACCUCGUAUACGAUCCCAGCAACCAAUCCUGCCGAUAGCUUAUUGUUGCUGCCUCAUGUUUCGUCUUCAGAGCAGACAUUCUCCAGCCAAUCAAAGCGAGAGGCAGUGGUUUAG
Molecule: messenger RNA, 891 nt
Organism: Mitosporidium daphniae
Lineage: Eukaryota; Fungi; Microsporidia
Product: subunit 7 of CCR4-NOT transcription complex
Exons: 2
Coding region: 1-891 (296 amino acids)
Cellular component (GO): CCR4-NOT complex; P-body; CCR4-NOT core complex
Molecular function (GO): nucleic acid binding; poly(A)-specific ribonuclease activity
Source: RefSeq, a predicted model, not a curated record